GCCUGUUGUAUUUUUCUUACUUCAGUUCUUCCUUCCCUCCUUCCUUCCUUCCUUCCUUCAAUCUCCAUUUGUUUCCAACAACUACUCGUACGCUUCAAUCAUUAUCAUGCAUGGGAACCGCAAAAGACAAGCUACUCCUGCUAUAAGCAUUGGCAAAUCAAGUUCAGAAGAAAUAGUCAAACGACCAAAGGGGAAGGAGAGGCGAGGCGCAAGACAACAACCAACAGCACCGUCUCUGGCAAGCCGGCCAGAGCAGCCACAAUGCGAGUCGCAACGAAUCCUGACACGAGGAUCACAGAUUGAAGAGAAGAAUACCGGACAAAGAGGCGAUGUCAUAUUGGAAGGUGAGAUCAAGGAACAGAGGACGCUUUCAUUGCAUGCGCCAUUCACGGGCAAUCUUGCUGCAGCAUGGUACGACCCAGAGGAGAGGAAGAUACAGGUUCUGGAAGACACGAAGGACACGUUGAAUUGGGAUCUGGCUUGUCUUGUCAUAGAGCAAGUGCGGCCCACGCUUAUCAUAGUGAGCACUAAAACCCAGAACUCCCUGAUGGAGAAGAUAGAAGAGUAUCGAGACGAGAAUAAGUGUGAACUACUCCUCUUACCUUCUCGUUCUUGUAGUCCCAAGGCAGCUUCUAUACAGCUUGCUUCUGUUCGAGUUUCAGACUCAUCUGUAACGUUAUCUGUCUGUCGCGCAGAAGAACAAUCGGCGCACGAGCCGCGCAAUGGAUCGGCAAUAGAGGAUGCCAACUGGAGAGAUGAAGGUGCUGGGAUGGGAACUUACAGGCUGAGUUUGGUUAAGCUAGGGUGUUGGAUGAACAUCAAUGCGCCUUUAGCUACGGUAGCAGCUGGAAUUUUAGUUGAGCAAGUAAAAAAAGGUCGCACAAUGGAGGCCAUGCCAGGUGAACAACACUUCAAUGGAUUAGAGCUUACUGUCUUGGAAAGUAUGGAUUUGGAAAGGCACAUGCAGAUAAACAAGGAUGCCUUAACAUCGUUAGCAAUCUUUGAUGUGGAGUCGCACGCAUUCAUGUAUUCCGAACAGAAUAAACAAGCAUUGUCUAUAUUCGGCAAGCUUGACUCUACUGUCACCCCCCUCGGCAAAAAGCUACUUCACACAUGGCAUCUUCGCCCAUUACUCGAUCUUUCCGAGAUCUCUGCCCGGCAUGACGCUGUUGAAUUCUUUUCUUCCGCCGAGAACGCACCCAUUAUGACGAGCUUGAGGAAAACCAUGAAGGGUGUAAGGAAUGUGCCUGCACAUUGUACGAAACUCCAGACUGGAAGGGGGAGCUAUGUCGAAUGGAAAUGUUUGGUGGACGCUUUGACAGCUGCACUCGAAAUCAGGAAUUUCAUGUGUGGUAUAGCUACUCCUGUGCCAUUGCCAAUUGCAGAAAAAAUCAGAGAAACCGUCAGAGAUAAUCUUAUCAUUUUCUGCCAAGAUAUGAAUGCUGUCAUUGAUUGGGAUGCUUCAAGACUCGAAAGCCGAGUUGCUGUUCGACCAGGUGUUGACGAUGAGCUGGAUAGCUGGCGGGAAAUAUACGCAGGUCUUGAUGUAACGCUCAACCAAGUAGCUUUAAUGAUAUAUUCUCAAGUACCUCCCGGCAUAUCUUCUAGCGUGAACGUUGUCUACUUGCCUCAGUUAGGAUACCUCGCAGUGAUACAGGCAGAUGCAGAUGAGCCACCAGAAAUACCAGGAUGGGAAAGUCGAUUCCACACAGAAGAUCGGUACUAUUAUAAGACGGUAGAGAUGGAGGACUUGGAUGACCAUUUCGGUGACUUGUACACAUUGAUGAUCGGAAAAGAGAUUGAAAUCAUUCAAAGGCUGGUAGAGCACCUUAAGGGCUAUGAAACAUCAAUUCUGCGGACUGUCGAUACCAUAGCGGAGUUGGAUUGCAUCUUGGCAUUGGCUCGAGCAGCAAGAGAUUUCGGGCUAAAGCGUCCCAUCAUGACGGAAGAGCCUGUGCUACAGAUUCGGGGGGGACGACAUAUUCUGUAUGAGAGUUUGGUUCCUCGGUACAUUGAGAACGAUACCAUGAUAGCGUCUGGAGGGGUCAAUGGUUUGGCCAGCAUGAUGAUUAUCACAGGCGCAAAUGGUUCUGGCAAGUCUGCAUAUGGCAAGCAGGUCGCUUUGAUGGCUUUCAUGGCGCAGAUAGGGAGUUUUGUACCGGCCGAUGGAGCCAGAAUUGGCAUUUGCGACAAAAUAUUCACGCGUCUCCAGACCCGCGAGUCGACUUCAAGACAUGCUUCCGCUUUUAUGAUAGAUCUUGGCCAAGUUUCUCAAGCACUCAGAGGUGCAACCCGACAUUCCUUGAUCAUAAUGGACGAGUUUGGUAAAGGUACCCAUCCUGCCGACGGGGCUGGGCUUCUCGCCGGUACAGUUGAGUAUCUUCUGCAAGGGGUUUGUCCUCGAUCAAUUGUCAUGACCCAUUUCCACGAACUUUUUGCCAACCAUUUCAUUACGGAAGACCGAUUACCAGUGCGGUUUUGCCACAUGAAGACGCUUUUGACGAAUGAUUCAGAUGACAUACAUUAUCUUUAUAAGCUUGUCCCUUCACUUAGCUUAACUUCAAACGCAGCAGAAUGUGCGCUCAGACACGGGAUCCCGAAGAAUAUUGUUGACAGAGCCCAAGAGGUCACCAAAUGCGUCUCAAAAUUUGAAAUAUCCAAGUUGCUCGAUGCGACUCUGACAAUGGAAAAUAUACGGGAAAUCAAAGCAGCAGAGGAACUUGCCAAGCGUUUCCUGGCUUGGGAUAUCGACCCAGACAGUGAAGAUGUGAUCGACGUAUUGCAGAAGAUGAUUGAAGCGACGGAUAUAUUCCUGGAGGAUGAUUCUUCUGUCAGUGCGGAAGGAACAACUGCGAAUCGAGAGAAUGCUACGAUCAGUGAUGAAGAAGGUAGUAUAGAUUCAAGCGAGGAGAUUGACUGAGAAUUUUCGGCUUAAGACUUCAUGUUCACCAAACAAUGCAAAUUAUCCGCCGCCGGAAAACAGAUACGUUUCGAUUAUCACGCCUUCGGUUCAACUAGCCGUACGUAGGGCGUCGAUCUCUUUCUCAUCACUUCUAAAUUCUCAGAUUCGUACUUUUAUUACUCUAAGUUGUUGUGCAAUUAAG
Molecule: messenger RNA, 3104 nt
Organism: Cryptococcus deneoformans JEC21
Lineage: Eukaryota; Fungi; Basidiomycota; Tremellomycetes; Tremellales; Cryptococcaceae
Product: meiotic recombination-related protein, putative
Exons: 25
Coding region: 107-2920 (937 amino acids)
Biological process (GO): mismatch repair; chiasma assembly
Cellular component (GO): nucleus
Molecular function (GO): mismatched DNA binding; ATP-dependent DNA damage sensor activity; ATP binding
Source: RefSeq, a predicted model, not a curated record